AUGGAAGCCAUGAUUCAACAAAUUCCAGAGAUUUCCAAAAAUGAUUCUUCAUGUGGUUUCAAGGAAACUCAAUGGAUGAAAAUUGAUAAAUCAGAGGCUCCAAAUAAAUAUAUUGAAUAUGUAGAUGAAAUAACAAAACAAGAUCAGAUUAUCGCUCAUACUAGAUAUUCAACAAGACAACUAAGAUUACAACCAGGUAAUAAAGUUAUUGACGUUGGAUGUGGUGCAGGAAAGGAUCUUUCUAGAUUGGAAUCAAUGGUAGAAAGCAAUGGACAAGUAUGUGGAAUUGAUUUAUCAAGAGAGAUGGUUGAAUGUGCAAAAAGUAGAAUGAAUCAUCUUCCAAAUGUAACUGUAUUUUGUGCUAAUGCCAGUAUGAUUCCAAUUGAAUCAAAUUAUUUCGAUGCGAGUAGAUGUGAAAGAUUAUUACAACAUAUUCCAGAGCCAGCAGAGGUUGUAUCGGAAAUGGUUAGAAUUACUAGAAGUGGAGGUAGAAUUGUUAUUACCGAUGUUGAUUGGUGGUCUUCAACGAUCUCUGUGCCAAGAUCAGUUGAUAGAAUCAACAGUAUCAUUAUAAAGGAUGUAGUGUUUAAUCAACAUCCAUCGAUUGGACUCAACCUUCGUGGUCUUAUGUCAAAGAAUACCAACAUUGAAGAGAUUGAAAUAUUCGCUCAGUGUAUGUACACUGAUAGUCUAACCGUUGCCGAUGACUUGUUAUGGCUUGGCGAAAGAGGUAAAAUGGCCGUUCAACAGGGUUUGAUCACCGAAGAAGAAUACAACCAAUGGAGAGAGACUAUAGAAGAGAUGGAAGAGAAUGGUUCAUUUGUUUUUACAAUUAAUAUAUUUACCGUUAGUGGUACUAUUAAUAAGAAACAAUAA
Messenger RNA from Heterostelium album PN500, 876 nucleotides. RefSeq lists its product as uncharacterized. The coding region runs from base 1 to 876 and encodes 291 amino acids. NCBI's taxonomy places the organism in Eukaryota, Evosea, Eumycetozoa, Acytosteliales, Acytosteliaceae. Gene Ontology annotation, molecular function: S-adenosylmethionine-dependent methyltransferase activity. The record is from RefSeq and is a predicted model, not a curated record. The transcript has 3 exons.